UCCCGCUCUUGUAGUGCAGGCUGCUGGUGUCAUCCGUCCGUUAAUAAAAUCCGCUGUACUCAUCCGUGCCAGACUCAUUUCAAUUCAUGCUUUCGAUCGCAUCACCUCAGCAGCAAAACCGCUCCGUCUUUCUCUCACCAAUCCGCUCUAUAUCACUGGCACUCCAGCUUCUACACUCAUCGCAAAGUUGAUUUUUCAUUUCUCUUCGCUCGCACCUUCGAUCACAACAUUACACCAACUCAGUCUCAUCAUUCAAGGCACAAUCUUGUUUUUUUUAAAGAGCUCAUUCGGAACAAAAUGCUGGACGGCCUGUGUGCGAUUUCUUAUCAUUGGAUAUUCACCGUCAUCUAGCUUUCACGUUUUGUAUUUUCCUCUCAAACAUUGAUUUGGGAACGGCUCUAUAAACUACCGAAGCCAACUUUACAGCCACGGUUUUUCUAGGAUUCGAAAGGGAAAAAGUCAUCUGAUGGAAUAGGAAUCGGGAAACCAUAAAUUCAUGCCAUCGCCGAAGAAGAUCGAAGCUCUAUUCAUACAAUUUCUUGUUUCUUUGGAUUUGCUUCUCUGACGAAUAAGUGGAGUAAGAAAAGAGCGACCGAGGAAGGAGGAGGCCAACUCGUCGGGUGUGGACAAGGCCAAGGGAUAUUCGCCGUGUCACCGUAUCUUCCAGCAACACAGUAUUUUAUAAUUAUAUAGCAUAUUUUCGUACGCCCUCCUGUACAACACAAACUAAUCUACAAAUCAUGUCGUCAUCAUCAUCGUCAUCAUCAUCACCGUCAUCGUCCCCGUCGUCAAGACCGCGGUCAUCAUGGCUCCAGGUCGUGCUCUUUACUCUCCUGGUCUACAUCCUUAUCUUUUCCACUGCCUGCUGCCAAGCCGUGCCCGUUUGGAAGACAUCACCGCAACAGCUGAAAUCGAUGAGCACCAGCAAGCUCGACGACGACGCCGUAUCGGUCGGCGGCGGAGCCGGCAUACCAAGCCUACCCAUCGGGGAAGGCGAGUUCGACAGUCCCGACUCGAUACUGGAGCGAUGCCUACAAGCUACUGAUGGAGAGCUUGAAGAGAACCUUUUUGUAAAAACUCUUUGCACGCUUGCUCUGAUGCAUACGAGGCACGCAAACGGGAAGACGAAUCACCAAGGCUAUGUUAAAAGAGGUGUCUCAUCUGACAGGUCUUCCUUCAGUGCGUUCAAUCGGUUUGUGAGCAGGUUACGGCUACACGCCAAUGAAGUAGCUGACUACCAAGAAAAACUGAACCGAAUGCAAGCUCUUGGAGUCCUCGAUUCAGACUACAACGUCAUAUCAGUGCCGUCUGAAACAGCGAGCCUAAUGCGCCAACUUGGUUAGACAUCAGAUUAAGUGUCUCUUUCCCCCCUACUUUUCUCAGCCCAGUUCCUUCUCCGAUGGAAGAAAAUCUUACUUGUAAUCUGGUUUGAAGGAAGUUCAACCUCAUUCAAUGUUUGCCAGACUGAGAGAAACACAGCACUUGUUUCUGUUAUGAAUAAGGUCUUUUAAGGAAGCAAUUGUUAUAUGAAUCAGGAAAUCGUCAUUCCAUUUUCAGGCUCGAUUAGAUCAACUAACUUAUUUCGCUUAUGUAUUCGUAUCUAUCAUGUCCAGGAAAGACGCGAACUCAGUUUCAAUUCCCUUUAAAAUAUUUAUUCAGUGUAAAAGAGGAAAAGAUGUACAACUGUGGUUUUCCAAAGAGCCCUUUACUCCCAUUCAAUUUGAAAUUGUACAACAGAACUCACACUCGAAUCCGCUCAUAUUUUGGGCGUAAAGUAUUAUUUGCCAACGAACCUGAUGAAGCGACUAUCCCGAACGGUUGGGACUAGUCUUCACGCUAGAUGGCGCUCUUGUGAUUCAGUUUAUUUUGUAGAUGAAUUUAUCAAACUUCGUCAAUUCAAGGUCUAUGGAAUGCCACCGUGUCUCUCUUGUACUUCUAAUAGACAUUAUUCUCUAUUUGCGUUUGCUAUCAUAUUUUCUUCUCUUAUUUCGGCGAUAGUGCAAUAUUAUGUAUUUAUGAAGAUUUGUACAGUUAUAUAAUAAUAGAAUCGCAGUAUUAUUUGUUUUCUUUGUUUUAUAGUUAUUUACAGUUUGCUUGUAAAUGUUCAGUCCUAAAUUAUUUUGGAAUUGAAUGACUGGUCUUAAAGACUACAAGUAAACACAGCCAAGCGCACACGAUCUUGUUAUCAUGUUGAAGAACUUAUUUAGCAUGUUCCUAAUUAAACUAUAUGAAACGCAAUUUACAGAAAUGAAGGAAAAUGUUCGUCUGUUGAAUAUGGCGAUCCCUCUUGUCUGAAAUGUUCACAUCAUUACGCAUUAAAGAGGAACACACAUGAAAUCGUAAUCGUUUCAGUUUGUCUGCUACAUGUAAAGCUUAAAGGUUGUGAAAUUGCAAGUCACGCUAUGAUGAACAGGAACUAUUUAAUGGCUGUGAGUCGAUUUAAACACAAAGUCCAAGAAAGUACUAUUUGUAUGCACCCCAAAUAUACUGUGCUUAAAAGCACGCUUGGAGUCAGUUCUAUUAUAUUUUCUAAGUAGAGGUGUCGCUUAAUUUUUAAAAUCAACAUGCUCACUUUAAUUUAUUGCACUGAAUCAACUUCGUGUGUAGCCUACAUACAAUAUUUGAUUCACGAUUCGUAACCAUCAUAACCAUGCUAUUCGCUUUUUACUGUUCUAAAGCCUGUCUGCACUAUAUAGUUUGGCCAGGAGGGAUUAGACCUCUCUGUAUGGUCACUGGCAGGUGGUUAUCUCAUUAAAUCAGCUCUCAAUUAACAUAAGAGAAAGGGGACCAUGGAGGACCAAUGGUCACCGAUUAGGCAAUGCAGUCCCGCACUAAAUGAUCACACUUAAUCUGUGCAUUUUUAUAUUUCUUAAACUGUAGCAUUUUAUUUGUUAUCAUUUAUAAUACAAUCAUUAUCUGACACCUGUCAAAAUAAUUAUCAAUUAAAAUGAUGUUGUUCAUUAAAUGUAGCGUAUGAGUUUAUGAAGAAUUGCACAUACAUUCAGUGUUUUCGAAAGACUAAGAGCCUACGAUUGGGUAUUAUUCUAAUCUGUUACGCUCCUUCAGUGAUCAUAAUAUAAUAAACGUUCCUAAUUCCUGCGUAUUCCAUUUUUGUGACGAUUUACGAUAAAAGAAAAAGUACUAGAAAUGAUCUAAACUAUAUUUGGUUCGUGACACCUCUUAAUGCUUGAGAGUAGAAUACAUUACGUAAUAUUUUGACAAUAAAUGCUAAUAAAUAAUAUCAAACGACAACGAUUCGAUUAUACAUACAGUUCUGUUGGUAUUUUGACCACUGUAAUGGCAAUGUACAUACAAAUUAUUUUUUAUGUGUUUGCUGAGUGUUAGUAGAGCAGAGGAAACCUCAGAUACAUUUAAAAUGUACCAGAAAUGUUUAUGAGAUGUAUUUCCCUCCUUCUAUGUACAAACUUGUAAAUAAAAUAGAAGAUGACUAUCAAUGCAGGAAAACAAAUAUGAGAAAACUUAUUGAACGAUCGCGAGUGGCGUUAAAAGUUUUUCCACUGGUAUCCACAAACAAUAUUCCGCUUUAAUACCAAUCUUAAUAAUGUAUCAAAAGGGUUUAAUUAGAUUAAAUAUGAUUUAUUUUGAUGCUCAAUAAAAUGAAAGGUGCAUACUAAUAAGUCAAAAGGGCGAGGUGCAUUGCCCCUUUCUCAACGCUUUUACAUGGUGCAUGUGUAAACGCCAUUGGCGAUCGUUUGUUAGUGUGGCCCGUGUGGGUAUCAUUGGUUGAAGAAAGUCUGAAAUAAAACUGCAUGACCUGAGUAAGAAAUCAAAGAA
This is a messenger RNA of Strongylocentrotus purpuratus (purple sea urchin), 3795 nucleotides long. RefSeq lists its product as uncharacterized. NCBI's taxonomy places the organism in Eukaryota, Metazoa, Echinodermata, Echinoidea, Camarodonta, Strongylocentrotidae. The transcript is spliced from 3 exons. The record is from RefSeq and is a predicted model, not a curated record. The coding region runs from base 741 to 1343 and encodes 200 amino acids.